AUGACGAGUAAUGGUAUUCAGAAACCUAAGGACUCUUGUUGUUUACGUUUUUAUAGAAAGGUUUUAAAGAAAAAGAGUAAUUUGAUACAAGAUGUAAGUCAAAUUACAUUUGUAAUCCAAAAUUGCCAUAAGAUGAGAUUCUUAUCGAGCUUUCAUCGUUUCGCUUUAUUGGCUAAGAGAUACUUAUGCAAAGAAAAAAAGCUUUUGUUUAGUGAAACAGAGUCGUUAUGGCGCCAAGAUAAAUUUCUUGCUUUUUGGCAUUUCACACAACAACUUAUAAGUCUGCUUAAUAAGGAAUUCAGGUUGAAAAAAACCUUCAGCAAUGUUGAAGUGAAAGUUAAGUUUGUUAGCUAA
This is a messenger RNA of Clunio marinus, 354 nucleotides long. The record is from the annotation of a GenBank genome assembly. Lineage: Eukaryota; Metazoa; Arthropoda; Insecta; Diptera; Chironomidae.